AUGGACCUUUCUUUGGAAGGUCACCAAUUUACAUGGACUAAAAGCCGAGGUACAGACCAUGCGUUGGAAGAACGUCUUGAUAGAGCUCUUGUUAACCCCAGUUGGUUUGACUUUUUUCUUGACGCGAAAUUACUCAACUUGAUCGCGACUCAUUCGGAUCAUAAUCCGAUUCUUUUAGCUUGCGAACAAAUCCAGCAGCGCCGCAAGAUGUUCUCUUUUAGAUUUGAAAACAGUUGGCUCAAGGAGGAGGGGAUUGAGGAUGUUGUUACUCGCGGUUGGCAGAAAGGUCACAGGCAGAACUUAAUACAUUGCAUUGGUACGUGUGCUGGUGAGCUUGGGACUUGGAACAGACUGAGAGGUAAAAACCAUAAAGAGAGAUUAGCUGAAUGUUUAGCUACUAUGGAUUGCUAUAGAGAUGCUCAGGAUACGGUUUCGUCGUCUCGGUAUCUAGAAGCUCAAAAGGAAUAUAAUAAACUGAUUGUUAGUGAUGAAAUUUUUUGGAAAUAG
Messenger RNA from Vicia villosa (hairy vetch), 507 nucleotides. RefSeq lists its product as uncharacterized. Bases 1 to 507 code for a protein of 168 amino acids. The record is from RefSeq and is a predicted model, not a curated record. Lineage: Eukaryota; Viridiplantae; Streptophyta; Magnoliopsida; Fabales; Fabaceae. The transcript has a single exon.